Molecule: messenger RNA, 5880 nt
Organism: Oncorhynchus masou masou (cherry salmon)
Lineage: Eukaryota; Metazoa; Chordata; Actinopteri; Salmoniformes; Salmonidae
Product: zinc finger protein 623-like
Exons: 3
Coding region: 196-1866 (556 amino acids)
Source: RefSeq, a predicted model, not a curated record
AACGGAAGUAAACAAUGACAAGGAACAAUUUUCACGUUAGCGUUUUAUAUUUAGACGUUUAUUAACACCAUGGAACUCAAAAUAUGACUAAUUUAUCUGCACAGCAUCACAUACAUACUCCAUGUAGUAUUUAAUUCGCGUUGGAGACAGGACUUGGUUGAUAGAUGUUAUCUAGGUAACGCUAGCUAGCGAACAAUGGCUAACGUUAACUGUAUGGUUUUUAACGCUCAAAUAGCCUCCAUCAUGGAGGUGCUAGCAAAUGCAGCCGUGGCAGAGAUCUGUAAACUCGUAGACGACGACUAUGCAGUGUUUCGGUUGGAAAUAACUCAAAGCCAGAAAGAAAACAGGGCAAUGCGGAGGAAAUUACAGCUACUGGAACUGAAGGUGGCACGGGAGCGCGUCCUCGCCAGUCGUCCCAGUAGUGUCAAGAUCCUCGACCGAAACAGAGGAAUGGCAAGAGGUGAAGGACAUCUCACUGGAGGCCACAGGAGCUUUGUGAAGCUAGCGGGCCACAAUACAUGGAGAGAUGACCAACCAAUCACUGUUGAUGAGGGGAGUGGAACCUCAACCCAGCAUGUUAUUGUGAUAGAGUCUGCAGAUGCAGAGGCUGCAGGUCCUGGGGUCAAGCAGGAGAGGACUGAAGGAGAGGACCCACGACACAGCACAGACAUCCAGACUGGAGCAGCGACUGGAGUAGCGCCCGCUGUAGCCACGGAAGAACUCUCAACUGCUUACACGCUCCAGUCCAGGACCCGAUGCAGCAUUAAGGAGGCCAGUAGAACGCCCAACGCCAUCCUCAAGUCCGAGACAGUCACAGAAACACAAAGGCUCUUACAGACAGGAUCUGGCCACAGAUCAGACCCAGAGAGACUGGAGCUGGGGCCACUGGGCUGUCCUGCUCUCGACUCAGAAUAUUUACUAGACGGUAACCCAAGCCCGAGGACGGUUCAUUCCCAUCGGGACUCUGGUGAUGUGUUAGGAACUGGUAAUGAUCCGUCAUGUUCUUACACUACAGAGAUGGACCCUGGCAACAUGCCCUUGGGUUUAGAGACACAGACUGAUCUAUCUAGAGGGGACUGGAACCGGUACAGUAGUAGUGUAUACUCUGAAGGGUGCCAAGAUAAGAAAGCGGAGGUUAUAAUCAUAGAUAAAGUGAAAGUGGAGGGCGACGCUCCUCCCACAUGGAAUGUAGACAAGACUCACUUAGGAGAAGGACACUCACAAGGCAGAGAUUUUUUAGAUUACAGGGAAAGCUUAGAGACAAAUACAAAUAUCACGACCCACUCCCCUUUGCACGCGCUCAGGGAUCGUGAGCCAGUGUCCACGUCGAUGGGUCCAACCGAUUCACACGGCCGCAUCCUUUUCCAUCAGGUAUUUAACUCAAACGACCAGGCUAGAGCCCAGCCUCAGGGAGGGGGAGCCACAUCAGGCAGUAGUAAAGAGAAACGGUUCCUCUGCAUGUUCUGUAGCAAAGGCUUCAGCUGCCCCCAGAAGGUGGAGAUCCACCAGAGGGUCCACACAGGGGUAAAACCCUUCAGCUGUACCCAGUGUCACAUGCGCUUUGCCCAGGCUUGCAACCUGAAGAGGCACCAGAGGGUCCACACAGGGGUGAAACCCUUCAGCUGUACCCAGUGUCACAUGCGCUUCUCCCACUCAUCAAGCCUGAAGAGGCACCAGACGGUCCACACAGGGGAGAAAUCCUACAGUUGCCCCCAGUGUGAGAAGAGGUUUUCCCACCAGCACCAGCUGAAGAUGCACCUGAAGGUCCACAUGGGAGAAAAGCAGUUUGUCUGUGCGCAAGAGGAUCUCAGAGAGGAGCUUCCUCAGGAUACACCAGCAGAAAAAACAUUCCACUCUAUAACAUAGACCAGACAUUAGUAACAUAAGGCAUGCCAAGCAAUUUGAUAAAAUGGAGUAAAUCAGUGAACUUGCAUUUGUUUUGAAAUUGCAUUGGUUUUCCAUAAAUGGCUAUUUAUUCAUUGUGUUUUGUUUGGAGAGCUCCUGUCAAUGUUGAGUAUGGACACUCACCUGAUUACCCAUAGAAGUAGGCCUAGGCUACCUGGCCUGCACACAAAUGUAUAAAUGUGCCUAUUUGGGGAUGUCUGAUAGUAUUUCUGAUUGUCUUAACUCACCACCACUAAUGAUCUGCGGUGCUUCUCAUUGUAAUUUUUUUCUUCAUCUCAAACAGCAAGUAGCCAAAACAAUGUCUGUUUUUACAUCCAUUGAUAAUGACAGUAGUUCCUCAAUAACCAGGUUUCCAUCCAACUCUUUUUAUAUAAGUAAAAUACAUGUCGGAUCAAAAUAUUCACUACAGGCCUGAUGGGAAACAGCAAGUCGGUCAACUUUCCAGAUGUUGACAAAUCAAAAUACACUAAACAAGGUUGGAUCUUUGUGUCGGUAAAAUUAAUAAUGCGAGAAAUGGCGGUGGAAAUGCUUUUAUCCGCAAAUAUUGAUAUAAUAUUCAUCAUAUCGAAGUAAACUUGGAGGCACGCAAUGAUAUGUUGUAUGGUCCUCCCACUACGACUUGGGAAAGCAUGCAGUUUAUUAGACUACAGAUUAAAUAAGUUAUGAUGAACAGGGUGGUGAAAGUUCACGGUGAUGAGCUUGAUGCUCCUUUCCAAUAAAUAUUGAGGGUCUUAUUCUGGUGACAUAAUGAUUGAUGUUUGGCUGCCGUUUAACAGAUAAACAUAAUCUUGCUCUUUUGUCCAUAAUAAUCUUAUCACAUAGACUAUAUACCCUCACUGUAUCUGCGUGGUGUUGGCUAGAGCGCAUGUGCCAUCAGUAGAGUUAAAAAUAAGAUAGAAACCAAUUUAUCGGCACAUGGGAAUUUAACCGCAAAAGUAAUUUUUAUGCGCACUACCUCAUCACAUACUGCCUGUUAUCUGCAACAAGAAAGGCUUACUGUGUGUACGUAAAACUGGACACACCCCUCUGAUGGGAAAAUGCGCCUAUGAUUUUUAUGCAGAUUCUAGAAUAUUCACAUGAAAAUCUGUUGCCAAUUGGAUGGAAACCUAGCGAAUGUAUUUAAAAUCUUUCCAGCUCUCUCCCUUUCGAAAACCACCGAGCCUAGGCGUGAAAGGGAAAAAUAUAAUAUAAUCCAGUGAAAUUGCAAAUACCUGAUUACUUCUUAUCCCUUAUCCCAGAGAAAAAGCUGGCUUUGUCCAGAACUCACUGGCGCAAGAAACUCUGAGGACCCAGAAUAGUUGAUACAAUGCUGCAAGUUUGCAAGCUGGGGCUUCGGGCCGGACCCAGUUGAUAGUUGAUACAAUGUUUCAAGUUCUUUGCAGACAGGCGGAGUAGAGAGUUAAAUGCAAUUGAAAGAACAUGAACAAACUGCUAUGCGUAGCCAAUGUGAUUUAUAUAAUACUUAUUUUUAUCAGGAUAUUUUCUACCUGCAAUGUUUUUAUUUAGGCUAUUUUUACCUAGUUGUCAUUAAUAGUUACUUGCAUUGUUAUACGUUCUUUAGCUGCCAAUGGCUCAAGGUGUAUCAUACAAUGUGUCCAUUACACAGAGACAGGCGCUCUUGCAUUAGAUACAUUUUAACUUAGAUCUGUAUCAUUUUAAUUUCUAAAGAAUUUAGCUUAACCACAUGACAAUGAUUUUAAUAUGUUAUUAUCCAUGAAAAUGUUCAUAUGAAAAUCAUAACUUUCACGUAGACCGGUAGCUCCAGACAUGCUGUUUGUCAUGUGCCUUUUUCUCAGGAGUGGCUUCUGUCUGUUCACUCUCCCAAAAAAGCUCAGAUUGGUUAAGUGCUGUAGAGAUUGUUGUCCUUUUGUCAGGUUCUCCCAUCUCAGCCAAGGACCUCGUUGACCAAGGUCCUUCUUGCCAGUUUGGUCGGACGGCCAGCUCUAGGCAGAGUCUGGAUUGUUUUGUAAUUUUUUAAUUUCCCAAUGAUGGAAAUCAUGCUCUUGGAAACUUUCAACAUUCUAGAAAUGAUUUUAUACCCUUCCCCAGAUAUAUGCCUCAUCACAAUUCUAACUCGGAGCUCUACGGACUGUUCAUUGGACUUCAUGCUAUAGUUUCUGCUCUGACAUGCACUUCUUCUUUGAAAUUGGGUUAGUGGAUUGCAUCCAACUUUUAAAGUUGCAUACUCCGCCACCUACUGUACUGGAGUAUGAGGUCAGUCACGGCCUACCUACAUUAAAUUAUCUUCAUUAGUCUUUUUCCUCAAAGAAAGUGAAAGAGCCAUAGACACCACUCCCCUUUCAAUCCCCCAUUACAGAACCCAAAACCGUCCAGCCUCUAACCCUUUCACACAAUCUCUCACUAGCUACGUCAUACCGUUCACAAAAUAUCAACACAUGCCCCAACGUUUCCUCCACUAAACACUCAUCACACAGACCUGUUUUAUGUCUCCCUAUCAUCCACAACGUGACAUUCAAACCUGUGUGCCCAAACUGUAGUCUAUUCCACACAAAUAACUCUGUCCUACAUCGCGUACAACCCACCUCUUCCUUUACUGACUGAUGCAUGCAAUACAAUUGCCUCCACUUACUACUAGCAUCCCACUUCCUUUGCCAAAGACCAAGCCCUUUUGCCCGGAUCAAGGACUUGACUUCCCUGCGGCCCAGCAUGACCUGAAUACCCCUUCUCUCUCUGAAUACCCCCUCUCUCCUCACUACCCUCUUAGCCACCACAUCAACCUUUUCAUUACCCUCCACAUCCACAUGUGCGGGAACCCAGUAAUAGCUUACCACCACUCCAAUCCCAAUAACAGCACCAUCAUCUCCACAAACAAGUCUCCCCUAUCUGACCUGGACUACUCUAUCCGACUACUCAACACUGCAGCCGAAUCAGAGCAGAUCACCACUGAGUGGUUUCAACUCCUCCACCCAUCUCAAACCUAUAAUCAUGGCCAUCAACUCGGCCGCAUACACUGACACAUUCAGUUAACCGCUUACAUACUCUAACAUUGAAAUUUGGGAUAUACAGUACAGUCGGAAAGUAUUCAGACCCCUUCACUUUUUCCACAUUUUGUUACGUUACAGCCUUAUUUUAAAAUAUGGAGAGACUCAAGGCUGUAAUCGCUGCCUAAAGGUGAUUCAACAAACGACAGAGUAAAGGGUCUGAAUACUUAUGUAAAUGUGAUGUUUCAUUUGCAAAAAUGUUUGCUUUGUCAUUAUGAGGUAUUGUGUGUUGAUUGAUGAAGAAAAUAAUUAAUUUAAUCAAUUUUAGAAUAAGGCUGUAAUGUAACAAAAUGGGAAAAAAAGGGCAGGGGUCUGAAUACUUUCCAAAUGCACUGUACACCCCUGCCCCCACCUUACCGCUGACUGGAUCCUUUUCCUUUGAACCAUCUGUAUAUAUCCUAAAAACAAAUAAAACCGAUUAUCCUGAUAUGCACUGUCAAUUGUGGGACAUGAUAUAGACAGGUGUGUUUCUUUCUAAAUCAUGCCCAACAAUUGAAUUGGCCACGUGGACUCCAAUUGUAGAGACGUCUCAAGGAUGAUCAAAGGAAAUUGGAUGCACCUGAGCUAAAUGUUUAGUGUCAUAGCAAAAGGGUGUGAAUACUUUUGUAAAUUAGAUAUUUCUGUAUUUAAUUUACAAUACAUUUGUUAAAAUAUCUAGACAUGUUUUCACUUUGUCUUUAUGGGUUAUUGUGUGUAGAAAAAAAUAUAUUUAAUACAUUUUGAAUUCAGGCGGUAACACAACAAAAUGUGGAAUAAGUCAAGGGGUAUGAAUACUUUCUGAAGGCACUGUAUAUGAUGUUCAGAAAAUGCCUAUUUCAUUACUUUCAUUCAACUACUUAAUUUUUCCUCAAGACACUUUUAAUGAGAUUAUGCAGUUAAUCAAGUUUAUGCAGAUUCUUUUGUUGAGACGUGUGUGGUUUUCAUAUGGUGUAUUUAAAACUUGUUUGUUUAAUAAACACAAAAUGGGACUUUU